Colletotrichum abscissum is the source of this 2505-nucleotide messenger RNA. Its product is annotated as SET domain-containing protein. The record is from RefSeq and is a predicted model, not a curated record. Lineage: Eukaryota; Fungi; Ascomycota; Sordariomycetes; Glomerellales; Glomerellaceae. The transcript has 3 exons. Gene Ontology annotation, molecular function: histone methyltransferase activity; protein binding. Bases 1 to 2505 code for a protein of 834 amino acids. Gene Ontology annotation, cellular component: nucleus.
AUGUCUCUCCUACAUAGCGAUAGCGGCUUGCUUUCCGCUCUCGCUACUGACUCCUCCUCCAACAUCGCGUCUUCCAGCUCCACGCCUCCCACCAGUAUAUCCGAUGUUGCCAGCCAGGCCUCAGAGGGCCCCAAAUUAGACGACAUCCCCAUCAUUCUCGAGACCGAAACCAUUAUUGAGACCGAAAUCGAGGCUCAAAUCGAAAUCCCUGCGGAUGCCAUUCCGACUCCCGACCCUGCACCCGAAACGCCCUCGGAGCCCCAACCCGCAGCGCGCCCACGUCGGUCUUGCUCCGGCAAAGGUGUAUACAACCUUUCAAAACUCAGUGGCACGGCGAACCGCGGUCACCGCCGCUCCAAGGGUGAUAUUGUCGCUGCUGACCGGCGCCGGACCAUUUCUGGCGAGACGCUUGUCAAUGGCGGAGCCAAUACGGACGAAGUGGCGCGUGUCGCUAGCAACCUUGUCCGCGACGGCAUUGACGCGUUGGACCUCCAAUGGUCUGUUGGGGCUCUCAAGACACCGCGUGCGAAGAAGAUUACUACGGAAAAAGCAGCAACGUCGCGGAUUACUCGUCACACGGCGCGUCUUAUCGGAACCCCUGUCGAGACUCUUGCGACUAAAGUCUCCAAUCUCGGCAAGCGGAGUCGCAAAACCUUCGAGAAGAACAUGUCCAAGAUUCCCCGCGAAUUGCGCCGCCUGCAAGACACCAAGGAGUUCACCGGCAUUGACGAGAAGCCUGUCAUCAGAACGGUCUGGUCUAAUGGAAAGCUCGUGAUCUUGGACGAAAAUGGCAACAUCCCCGCGCCACCGGCCAAGAAGGCCAAAUCUGAGCCGCUCGAGGCCAAGAAAGAGGAGGUAGAGGAGAAGGCCGAGAAGGCUGCCGACGCCCCCUCCAAGAAGACGAAGCGUCACAAGAAAUAUCUCGAUCGUGGACUGUAUGCCGGCCAAUCGGCUCCGUCUGAUUUGACCAAGGGGCUGUCGAUACCUGAGCAGAGAAAGCUUGCGCAAACACCGGAGCUCAAGGACUACGGUCGCCCCAACAAGGCCCUUCCAUUGCCAAUGUUUAAUGGACUGCGCCUGUUGCUCAGCGGUCGCGAUUUCAAGCUCCCCUUUGAUGUUUGCAAUCCUUUGCCGCCUGGCCAGCCGAAGCCCGACGACUUCCGCAAGAUGACAAAGAAUCGUUUCGUUGGCGAUUCUCUGAGCCUGUGGAAGAAGACGCCGCACUUCAUCGACCAGUCCAAGUGCGUCUGCAAACCCGAGGACGGAUGCAGUGAAGACUGCCAGAACCGAAUCAUGCUGUACGAGUGCGACGACAAGAACUGCAACGUGGGCCGGGAAAACUGUACAAACCGCGCCUUUGCCGAUCUUCAAGAGAGAAAGGCAGGUGGUGGCAAGUAUCGCGUUGGUGUCGAGGUCAUCAAGACGUCAGACCGUGGCUACGGCAUUCGCGCGAACAGAUGCUUCGAGCCGAACCAGAUUGUCAUGGAGUACACCGGCGAGAUCAUUACUGAUGAGGAAUGCAACAACCGCAUGGAAACCAAGUACAAGGAUAACAAGUGUUACUAUCUCAUGAGCUUCGAUCAGAACAUGAUUAUCGACGCCACGACCGGUAGCAUCGCUCGCUUCGUCAACCACUCAUGUGCUCCCAACUGCCGCAUGAUCAAGUGGAUUGUCUCUGGCCAGCCCAGAAUGGCGUUGUUCGCGGGGGAUAAGCCCAUUAUGACGGGCGAGGAACUCACCUACGACUACAACUUCAGUCCGUUCAGCGACGAGAAUGUUCAAAAGUGUCUCUGCGGCGCGCCGAACUGUCGAGGGAUCUUAGGGCCUAAGCCUCAGGAAGUCAAACAGCCCAAGCCUCCCAAGUCGACUAUCAAGGCUGUCGUCAAGAGCGCUGUCAAGGCGAGCAAGAGAAAGAUCGAAACGAUGAUUGGCGACGAAGAAGACGGCGGCUCCGCAAAGAAGCGCAAGAUCAAGGCCGCCAAGGGAGUGAGACGAUCACUAUCCUCGACCGGCCUGCUCACCAAGGCUGCGUCCAAGGGCGCAGCUACGGUUAAGAGACGUGUGUCGGCCAUGGCAAUUCUCGGCGGCACCAGCAAGACGAGCACCCCGGCGAAGUCGGCCAAGGGCACAAAGGCGACUCCGGCAAAGACAACAGCAAAGAAGGCAACCCCGAAGAAGUCGACUCCGAAGAAGUACACGGCUCCCAACCCCGCGCGCAAAGCUACCGCAGUCCGUAAGUCGGGCUCCGGAAAGAUGCUCAAGACGUACGGAAAGGUCUCGCCCAAGAAGCUGAGCAGUCGUGCGCCGAGCAUGACGAUUGUGGCCGCGGGAGCAGAGAACGAGGAGGAACUUACCCCGGAGAAGAGCAAGGGCCAAAAGCUUCACAGAAGUCUUAGCAAGGCAUCUCGCAACGCACUGGAAGAGCUCUCACGCGGUUCCACGAUCCGUCUCGUAAGCCCUGAGCUUGUGAGCCCGGGGGCCACGAUCACAGCCCGGCAAGAUUAG